CUCCGAAACACAGAAGCCAGGAGAUCUCGCGUCCCAAGAACGAUGAAAUUGAUGGUUUUUAUCUGAAUUCAGUGGGAUUGAUUUCUUCAGCAGGCCAUAACUGACCUGGAGCUAUGGCUUUGCCUAAGAUUGCCUGUAUCGGCGUCAUUGGGAAAGCUGAUAAUCCACUCCACGUGUCGCUGUUCCCUCCCUAUGUGGAGUCCACUAUUGAGUUCUCUUUUAUAUUGAAUUCCUGUCUUGAUAUCUUUGAAAUACGCCGCAAACAGACGUCAAUUGACCAAGAUCUUGGUCUUUUGCAGGCUGUGGACGAGAGACUUGCAGCAUAUGGCUGGCUUUCUACUACGGGGGUAAAAUUCCUAGUUAUAGUUGACUUGAUUGGACAGUCCAUCAGUGAUGAAGGACCUAAAGGUUCCACCAAGUCGGGGUUAAGGGAAUUUGACCUAAAAGCAGUUUUCCGAACUCUCCAAACAGCAUAUGUGCAGUUGCUACAGAAUCCGUUUUAUCGACCGGACGAGCACAUGGCCACAGCGAAAGCCGUGUCAUCUUGCACUUCGCAGAUCACAGAUCAGAGGUUCAUUAACGAGGUCAACCGAAUUGGAAACUCAUGGGUUCCGACUGUAGCCUCCCUUUAAAAAACCAUGAACCCAUGCUAUGUGGCAAACAACCUACCGCUCUACACACUAUCUUCGAAGAAUCUCGAUUUUGAAGAUCACUUGUACUUUUGAUGACUCCCACCCUUGGUAUCCUCCAAUAAUCAUGGGUAUAACACGCACAGGAUUCGGUAUAGCAUUCUCUGAUGUACGGCAUUCGUAGGAGACAUCUGU
Molecule: messenger RNA, 824 nt
Organism: Aspergillus costaricaensis CBS 115574
Lineage: Eukaryota; Fungi; Ascomycota; Eurotiomycetes; Eurotiales; Aspergillaceae
Exons: 3
Coding region: 114-632 (172 amino acids)
Biological process (GO): endoplasmic reticulum to Golgi vesicle-mediated transport
Cellular component (GO): TRAPP complex; cytoplasm; nucleus
Source: RefSeq, a predicted model, not a curated record